UUGAGUCUUUGGAUCUCUCCUCAGUAGCAAUAUGUUGGCCCUGGAUGCAGCACAGACACAGAGAGGCAACAGGCAGACCGAGUGAGGACGUGUGAUUCUUUUAACAAUGGACUAAAACAGGAAUCUUGAUACUGUCGAGCACAGUAGACACACUAGAGCUCCACCACCUUGCCAUGGAGGGGUCGGCUGCAAAGAAAACAGGAUAUGGGCAUCUCAAAAAAGAGUCCUCUGUUGGCCAUCUACUUCUGUCCCGUCAGUCUGCAGCAGACUGCAACAGCGAUGAGGUCGUUCACCCCAGGAAACUCAACGGCUCCUCAGCGGAGACGCCGAGUUACCACAACCUGCACCGGGAGCUGCUGCUCAGCCAUAAACGCGGCCUGCUGCUGGAGGAGAAACCAGAGCUGAAGCGAGUGUUGGAGCAGCGGAGACUGGAGCUGCACAAGGAGGAGGAGAUGGCACAGCGGCGGCCCUCGGACCUGGAGACGGAGCUCCGCAAGAGGCAGCAAAAGCUGCAAGAGUAUGAGCAGGAGGAGAUAAGACGACGGGAGAACCAGCAGAAGAUCCCAGAGUUUGUCCGUGUGAGGGACAACCUGAGGCGGACACAGACGUCUGAGCAGUGAGGCCCUAAGGCUCCCAUCAGCCCCAGCAGCAUCUCACCAUAGUGGCCCUAAAUAUUUAUGGUCACUUUCCACUGAGCUACACACACACACACACAAAAACAACAACAACAACAUCCCAACACCAGCCUACUUCACAUUUCUUAUAAAUUUAAUCAGAAUCAGGGAAACACAUCGUUCAUAUCAGCUGUACCACAUGGAUCCAUAUUUAGAAAUACCUUCUUAUUAAGUGUUCGUUUGCUUAUGAUAAUUGGAAGUGCUCAUUUUUUAUUCAGAAUCAUGUGGAGCAAUGACUGUACUGCGGUUGGAUAUUUUUUAUGUUUUUGUUUGUUUGUUUGUUUUUAAUAGUCAUUAUACCAUUUAUUUUUUGAAUAAAUACUUCCUCCUGGUUUAAAGGAGCGUGUGACUGUUUGCUUCGUUAAAGGACCACAACAGUUGAGCCUGAUUCUACCUUAUAAGACGACUGCUUGAACAGACCUGUUUUGUACCAAUAAAAAUCCCCUCAACGUUGCAAAUGUG
Molecule: messenger RNA, 1136 nt
Organism: Mugil cephalus (flathead mullet)
Lineage: Eukaryota; Metazoa; Chordata; Actinopteri; Mugiliformes; Mugilidae
Exons: 5
Coding region: 174-620 (148 amino acids)
Source: RefSeq, a predicted model, not a curated record